Messenger RNA from Cyanidioschyzon merolae strain 10D, 3372 nucleotides. RefSeq lists its product as hypothetical. The record is from RefSeq and is a predicted model, not a curated record. The transcript has a single exon. Lineage: Eukaryota; Rhodophyta; Bangiophyceae; Cyanidiales; Cyanidiaceae. The coding region runs from base 1 to 3372 and encodes 1123 amino acids.
AUGAAUAUUGCCGCAGUUUAUGUUCAGCGAAAGCGAGAUGGUUAUACCGUAGCCCGCUGGGAGCAGACGUGGCUCGCUCCAUCUGAAAGCAAGCACUUAGCCUGGCGCGUUGCAAACUACUUCGACCCGCGUAACGUACACGAGCCUGCAACGAGUAGGUUGGAAACACUCAUGGCAGAACAAGGCUUUGCUGAGUACGGCCUGGAGCACUUGGGUGCCGUGGGAGCCAACAUCAGCGCCUGGUCAAGUGGAGGCUACUACCAACUCUCCAACCGCCGACUCGCGGGGAGCUACCCAACUUACUGGCUUGACCCUUUCGAGCUUGCCGUGUCUGAAAACCUCGGUUUGACCGGUGUCGAUGCGGAAACUGGCAAACCAGUGGUUUCAGCGCUUCGUGUCUGUGUGCUGUGGGAGCGAGCGGACGGCCUCUCGGACACGUUAGCCGCGUACGACCUGCUCCACCGGGUGUCAGCGCUCGUUCGUCGAUACGAUCGACUAUUCCAGUCCGACGUUUUGACGGGAACAGACGCCUCUGAUCUAUCGGAGUCAGAUGAGGAGCUGACGGCGAGCGAGCUCGGACAACGCUGUCGUUUGAACUUGCUCCUGCAGUACUGUAUGCAGGGUGUAGAUAUGGCGGACGUCGAAAAAUGGGUCCAAAACGCUCCGCUUUGUCGAGAAUACGAUGGAAAAGCCAUGAAUGCGUGGCGAAGUCUCUGGGAACGAAAGGAACAGUUACGAGAGCGAGCAUUGGCAACCGGCAUCCUAAGUGCGGCGGAACUGAUAGCUAUAGAAAGCGCGAAGGCCACCGAGGCACUAAACUCUUCCCAGACACCGGCAGUGGCAUCAAAACCUUCGGAGGCAACACAGAAGAAGAAGCAUUCCCGAGGGAAAAGGCACAAACGAGACAAAGGAAGCAAGCAUGCCAAGGAAGCCUCACCAGCAGCAACAUCGUCACCCAAGGAGCAAACGGAUCCGUUGCAGACCAUUAUCUUCACACGCACUGCUUAUACGGAUGCAACGUUCAUGCAAAAAACGCGACAAGCAAUCGCUGAAACCCUCUUCGGUACAUCCCAUGUCCCGGAGAACGAGUGGAUGGAGGACUUCGCAUACGCAAAAGCGCUCGAUGUACCACCGGUGGAGGCUACCAUUGAUGAUUGGCUCGCCAUGCUGGAUGCCAAAGCCGCAGAGGAACGAGCAACAGCAGAAGCAGCAGCCGCAAUCAAACGAGUGAACUUGUGGCUUGUAGAUGAUGAAUUCCUCGAUCAGAAUCCCGGGUUAGCAGCGGAAUUGUUCGAGCGAGCACCCUAUUUCGAUGGUGAGCGCCUCCUGCAACGCGCAUACGAUGAAUCGUUCUCUGAGCGUGCUUACGCCUAUUUCCAGAACGUCUUUUACCUGUUGGAACGUGGUCAUUUUAAGGACGCUCUGGCGAUUCUCCAGGAUAACAUCAUGGCUGGUAUGGUGCGGCAACGCGUGCUUCGAACAAACCGCGUUCCGAGAGCGCCAGCGCCCGAUUCAGCGAAGACCGAAACCGAAGCAGCCAACACCUCUGCGCAGCAACGUUCUCAGUUUGAGACGGCAGCGGGGCAUUCGGCACCGCGGGAAGACGUCCUCACCAGCGCUGCAGGUGCCUCCACAGCUGAACGCAUGGACGCGCCACGGCAGGACGCUGAGCAGGCCAUUCACUUUGCCACGAUACCCCGAGGGGGCCAAACGCAGCCUCUCAUCGAGGAAGUCGACGAUGCGCCGGAAAGCGCUCCAAAGAGGGAAGCUCUGACGGCAUCGGAAUCGAUGCAACUUACCUCUACGGCGAUUAUCGAAGUGCUGCCCGAUGAACAGACCGACGCAGGGUCAGCGCCGGAGCGCCAGACAACAGCACAAGCAUUACCGGAUGUCGCGGGUGCGGCUUCAAGCGAAUCCCACGCACGAACGACCGGUACUGCAACGGAGAAACCGCACUCGGAACCGGAUUCAAACACCUGGGAGCAGAGUGGAACGGAAACUGGUGUGAAAGCAGGUUCGGCAUCGGAGCAGGAAUUUGGCAGCGACGACCAGAGCGGCAGGCAAGCUGAAGCCCCGAAACCACGGGCUCGUUUGGAAACCACGGAGGAGGCGGUGCACCCCCAGGUCUCCGGACUCGGAGAAGAGUCGCAGGAUUCGCUGCUAUCGGCUGGCGAACAUCGGGUUGCACACGAGCUGGUCAAGAAUGUGAUCGACGCGGCACUUGGAGACGCUGUCGACAACGUGUAUUCGGAAAACGCCACAUUGUCCGCAGUGCCGAUGCGAUCGGGUCUGAACGAGGCCCCGACUGCUGCUUCAGCGACCGUGGACACAGCCUUGGGGUGUCGGCGUUCCCGUUCGACACCGGACGGCGUUCAGGCAGCGUCUGAUGAGGGAUCGAUCACCGAAACGACUCCACGGGAAGGUGAUACCGUAAUCGUUCUUGCGCUUGAAUCUCAAACAGAAAGGAUUUCACUGACAAGAGACGAGAGCAGCGCUCUCGAUAAUGCAGCCACAGCUGGGGCGGUGUCGAUUCUUGGUGAUCGCGAAAGUCUUCAAGAGCAGCAGCUGGAGCGGAUGCCUCUACAAACAAUGACAACUACUGCGUACCAAACAGGUGCAGUUGACGGGAACGCUGCCAACGGGGCACUCGCAAUAGCGGACUCGAGUGCACAGCAGCGUACGGGUUCCGAGUCAUCAUUGCCGCCUGAGAGCGAAGGACCCGACCCUUCACCAGACCACAAACGUCUUUACCUUCUCGGUUGCUGGUACAAGCUCGCUCUCCACAUCCUCGAGAGAAUCACUUCACUCGACCGAAUAGCGACCGAGCAGCGUACGCGCUCCCGCCAGGGAGCCAACGUUCGCAUGUCUCCCGAAGACGAGCGGGCUCAGGCGCAUUUAAGCAACCUUUUGGCGUACCUGCCGUUGCUACCCAGGCAUCGUCAGGCUGCGGUCAAUGUGAGUAUUGAGAAAAACAUGCAGCUGGGCAAUUACGGCUACGCGAGAGGCUGGAUCGACUGGGCCUACGACCGGUUCCCUUUUGCGAACAGUGAAGCGACGCGUGCUCGCUACGAUCGUAUCCUAGAUGAAUGUGAGGAUGCAGCAUGGCAGAACGAAUACGUGGUCCCCGAACUUGAUCGACUGAUGGAGUACUACGGGCGUGGUGCUCUCAAACUACGCGAGUACCUCUUGCUUGCUCAAGAGGAGGUGAGCGGCCUCUGGAACCUGCCAUCUGAGCAGCAUUCAAGCGGAUCUGAGUCGUCGUCAUCGUCCUCGGGAACUGAAAGCGCAAACGAAUCCUCUAUUGAAGACGCAUCUUCUGUAGAAGAAGAUUUAGAAGGCAUCGUGCUCAGCGACACCUCCAGUGAUGCAUAA